AUCCACCUAGAACAUAACCUCAAAUAAUAAACACCUACGAAUUAUCGUUUUUCUGUAACGCCGAAAUGUUACUACCGUAAAAUUCAGCGAAUAUUUGAGUUCAUUACCGUUAUCAAUACUGUCUGUAAAAAAAAUUACACAGAUCGAUAAGGCAUGGCUUGCAAGAUAAAAGAUUUGACAAAAAUGAAAUUGCUCUAUAACUUGUCCCGCGGUAUCUCUACUUCUGAUACGAAAUUCGCAAAAUCCUACGCCGCGAGAGAGGGAAAAUUUUUUUCAAAAAUCAUGAAAGGAGAACGGACACCAAGAACAUGGAGUCAGGGUGGUAAUAACAAUUCCUCAAAUCCUCAGACCUUAUUGAAGCCACGCGUGCCGUACCAGAAUAAACGCAGAAAUGACGUUCUGAACAAGCUAUUCAUGAAGCAUAUAACAGACCUAUUGACCACUGGAGAAGUAACUCCAGACAUUGUUGUUCAAGGGGUUGAAAUAUCUCGUGUCAGUGUGACUCCAGAUUUUAACAAAGUCAAUGUAUUUUGGUAUGCCAAGGAUGGCGCCGAGUCGGAUGAACUUACCGAGCAAACCUUGCAUAGGGCAGAAGGACCUCUGAGGCACGAGCUUAGCCAGCUCAGAGUAAUGGGGGUUGUUCCGAUGAUUAAGUUUGUGAAAGACAGACAGUAUAUCAAGAUCAUAGAGGUUGAUCAGAGGUUAAAAGUCGCCGAUUUUGGGGAGGGUUUCGUUCCUACAGAUCCGGCUCAACGCCUAAAGACUAUUCCGGUAUUAGACGUCGAGUUACCCUCUAAAGUAUGGUCUGAAAUUGAAAAAUUAGAAGAGAAUACACAAGAAAUCGAGGAACAGUUUACCGAGGAUCCAUUACCAGCUAUGAGAAAUGAUGUUUUGGGAUUAGAUCAAGCUCUAAUCAUGGCCAAGGUUAAAGGUUCUUUGGAUAAAUCAAGAGUAGCUUUCAAUAAUCGAUGCCUCAAUAUUCCGAACCCUGUAUCCGAAGAAGUUCAAGAGAGUUCAAAGGUGACGGAAUAUUUGUCUGUGAAGCAGAAAAAUGCAGCAUUUUCUGCAUUCUUGAGCAAAAGACAGAUUGAUGAAAAAAUUAGAAAAAAGAUUAAAAAAAGUAGGAAUUUAAACCGUGAAGAGGAGCUUAGCUUUUUCGAUAAACCACGAAUUGUUGAUGAUGAUGACGAUUUUUUAGAUGACAAUGAACAAGAAUUGAAUCAUUCGGAUGAAUUCUAUGACAAUAAACACACAUAAAAUAUGUAUAUUCAUUGUUUACCUCUGUUCGGAAACUUCUUGAACAUAAUUGUAACGCAACGCUUGUUCAAUUACUUUGUCCCAGUGCUUUCAGUAGGUGGAAAAAUUUAUGAGGUAAUCGUUAACGGGUUAUUCAUAAAUUUUCACAAUUCAGCAGUGCAACAUUUUUUUUCCGUUUUACAUAAAAAUUUGUACUUCAAUAUAUUUCUCAAUAAUUGACAAUACUUCAAAUUAGCGGCUUUUCCUCAACAAUAAUGGUGUACAGCAUUACUUAAAACAAUGUUGUUAAAGUUGUAAAUAAAGAAUAUACUUUUAUUGUUUCGUAUAAAUACAAUACUUACAUUAUUAAAGUUGCGUUUGUUUUCUGUGAUGCGGAAUAUGUAAAUAUACAUGUAUUUCGUAAUACUUUGACAACUCGGUAAUAGUGUUGUAAACUUUUAUCAGUUUUUUUGUUCAUAAAUAUGGCAAGAUUCAAAUAAAAAUA
Messenger RNA from Diprion similis, 1741 nucleotides. RefSeq lists its product as uncharacterized. The record is from RefSeq and is a predicted model, not a curated record. The coding region runs from base 154 to 1257 and encodes 367 amino acids. Gene Ontology annotation, biological process: rRNA processing. NCBI's taxonomy places the organism in Eukaryota, Metazoa, Arthropoda, Insecta, Hymenoptera, Diprionidae. The transcript is spliced from 3 exons.